AUGCUAAGGUAUGGAUCCGGUGGUCUGGCUGUGACAAUUGGAUAUGCGUUUGACACUUAUGACAGUGCCUCACCAGUGUCAAGGUUAUCUGCCUCAGUUUUCCAACCGGUCAGACGCGAACAUCACCAAACUGUCGCUGCGCCAUCGAAGUGUGGCCAAACAUCCACCUUGAUCAACACAUCUAUGGAACAAGCACCUGCGGCACAAGAGCCAUCGGAACCUGCUCAAUCAGAGCAGUCUCAAUCGGAGCAGUCGGCCUCAGAUAAUCCUGCCGCCUAUGAACCUUACUCUUAUUCCUCUGCUUCGGAUCCACUGGGCUCUCAUGCUACGGAAUCGGACGAUCAUCCAUCGGAUGAUCCACCUAUCGAAGAACCGCGAACUGACGGGAGUGAUUCUUUGUCGCAAAUCGUCGUUCCGGACAGCGAGCUUGAGCGGGAGGAGCAAAUUGCCCAUAUCACGGACGCGAUCAUGGCCGAAGGGAUGACGCUGCGGGAGUUUAUUAUGGCUGUGAGCCCUUCGGCCUCCACCUUCAUCACACAUCACCCUCCGCCAACGAGAAGGCUUAUCGUCAAUAGGUCCUUCAACAUGAUCAAUUUCUUGCACAGUCAGAACUUGACAGUUCAAGAGUUCAUCCUCGCAUUACUGGAUCGUCGAAAUCAAGAACUCUCGGCACACCAAAGAGCUUUCCGGGGUACGGGCACGUACUCGUCGAUGGUCAUUCGUGGUGUUUUCAUUGGGCUGCGUAAUCAAAUAUAUGCCGCCGGGAACGAAGAGCGCGUAUGGCGUGAACUCGUUCAAGCCGAGGCUGAUGAGCUUUCCUUAUUUGUUUGGACAGGCUGA
Melampsora larici-populina 98AG31 is the source of this 840-nucleotide messenger RNA. RefSeq lists its product as uncharacterized. NCBI's taxonomy places the organism in Eukaryota, Fungi, Basidiomycota, Pucciniomycetes, Pucciniales, Melampsoraceae. The record is from RefSeq and is a predicted model, not a curated record. The transcript is spliced from 3 exons. The coding region runs from base 1 to 840 and encodes 279 amino acids.